AUGCCCCGUUGGUGCGACAGGUGGUGGUGGGUGGUGUGGGUGGCGAGUGUGGCGGCAGGGGCAGAGAGUGGUGGUGGUGCUCAGGGGUCGCUUCCCCCCUCCAGGAGGUUCAACAUCGGGGGAGUGCUUCACGACAACGACACGGAGCUCCACUUCACAAAUGCACUCAAGAAGAUCAACUUCGACGGCAUCUCCGUGGCUGACCAGACAACGCUGUACGACGUGACGUUAGUGCACCGCGGCAACCCUAUCGCGGCAGCCCUGCACGUGUGUCAGACGGUGAUCGCCCAGGCGGUGUUCGCUGUGGUUGUGGCGAGUUCUUCUUACGACUCAGUGACGACAGCUUCGGUCUCCUACACCUGCGGCUUCUACCACAUCCCAGUCAUCUGCACUCACUCUAGGGACUACAUCUUCUCUGACAAGAACAUCCACGUGUCUCUGCUACGCACGGUGCCGCCGUACAGUCACCAGGCGGACGUGUGGGUGAGGCUGCUGAAGCUGCUCGGGUACAGGCAGGUCAUCGUGCUACACUCGGCAGACACAGACGGCCGCGCCCUCCUCGCCCGCUUCCAGUCCGCCGCCAGACACAGCGACAACGAGAAGGGAGUCAAGGUGGUAACUGUGAUGGAGUUUGCUCCCGGCCAAGAGUCCUUCGUGAGGGAACUGACCACCAUCCGCGAGGAGCUGGUGAAGGUCGUCCUGGUGCACGCCAGCGAAGAGGACGCGGAGAUAAUUUUCCACGACGCCAGCUAUCUCAACAUGACGAACGAAAACUAUGUGUGGCUGGUGACCGAGCAAGCCUUGCACGCCCGCUUUGUCCCUGCUGGUGCCCUGGGCCUGCAACUCAAGUACGCCGACGAUUACAACGCCCACAUUACCGACAGUUUGCGAGUGGUUGCCCUGGCGCUGCGUCGUCUUCACGAAGCACACGAGGUCAUCCCAAAGCCUCCAAUCAGCUGUGACGACUGGAACGGCUGGGACGAGACCGGCCGUGAGCUGUUCAGCCUGAUACGGGGGCAGGUACUGACGGACGGACAGACGGGGAAGGUCGCGUUUGAUGAGCACGGGGAUCGAACCCACGCCGAGUACUCCGUAGUGAACGUGCAGGAACGACGCCCGCUGCAGCAGGACUACCCCGUCUACAGGAUGCCAGAGGUCGUAGGAGAGUUUCUUUACGAUGUGGCGAGCGACGAGAUGGUAAUGCAGCUCAACAAGUCCAGUAUCAGGUGGGCGGGAGGACUGACCGAGGCACCGCCCGGUUACUUCCUUCCUAAACAUCUUAAGGUGCUCACCAUCCGAGAGACGCCGUUCGUGUACGCCGAGGCAGUGAAGGACGAGGCGCAGUGCUCCCUCCAAGACGAGGUGUUCUGCCCCAUGCUCACAGGGAAGGAAGGAGAGACGCUUCCCAUGUGCUGCUGGGGUUUCUGCAUCGACUUGCUCCUGACCCUGGCUGAGAAGAACGCCUUCAGCUUCAGCCUAUUCUUAGCCCCUGAUGGCCAGUACGGGGAUCUGGUGGAGGGGCCUGACGGAAGGAACUGGACGGGUAUGAUUGGGCACCUGGCUGGGGACGGGGAUGCGGACAUGGCCGUGGCGCCCCUCACCAUCAACCCGCAGCGCUCCCAGGAUAUCCAUCUCACCAAGCCCUUCAAGUACCAGGGCAUCACCAUCCUCGUCAAGCGGGCCUCCAUCGUACCUGCGUUGGUCUCCAUCCUGCAGCCUUUCCGAGGGACGUUGUGGCUGCUGCUGAUGGCCACCGUGCAUGUCAUUGCUGUCCUCAUCUGGCUCCUGGACCGCCUCAGCCCCGUGUACAGCGAGGAUAAGGAAGAGGACGGGAGUGAGUCCAUGGCCAUCUCGGAGUCCUUCUGGUUCUCGUGGUCUGUCAUCCUCAACAGCGGCCUCUCGGAAGGGACGCCGCGUGGCCUAAGCGGAAGGGUCCUUGGCAUCAUCUGGAGCGGCUUCACAAUGAUCAUGGUAGCCUCCUACACGGCCAACCUGGCGGCCUUCCUGGUGCUGGACACGCCCGAGACACCCAUCUCAGGCAUCAACGACCCCAGGCUUCGGAACCCCGUGGAGAAUUUUAGCUUUGCCACGGUGCGCGGGUCGGCAGUGGACAUGUUCUUCCGCCGCAAGACUGAGUGGGCAAACAUGUACCGCGUGAUGGAGGCGCACGACUACCGCACUGUAGAUGAAGCAGUGCAGGCAGUGCGCGACGGACGGCUCCAGGCGUUCAUCUGGGAGAGCUCGAGGCUGGAAUAUGAGGCGUCCAUGGACUGCAACCUGGUUACGGUUGGAGAGCUGUUUGGGCGCUCCGGGUAUGGCAUUGGUCUGAAGAAGGAAUCCCCGUGGUCAGAGAAGAUCACGCUGGACAUCCUGGACCUUCAUGAGAGAGGAUACAUGGAGGACCUGGACAAGAAGUGGAUAUGGAAUGAGGGAGAGUCUUGUAAUGUGAGCGACCAGGAGUUCUCUAAGCGCCUGGGACUCAAGAACCUGGAGGGCAUCUUCAUCUUGGUGGCCGGCGGCGUGCUUAGUGGCAUCCCACUCAUCGUGAUGGAGCUGAUCUACUACCGCUGCAAGAGGCGCUACGAAGCGGCCAAGAGUGAUGGGAGCAGCCAGCAGCACCAGAGGGGCAGUAACUCCCAGGUCAGCAAGGACAGGGAGGGACGAGAAUGUUGCGACAGCGAGGGAGACGACAAUUUGAGAAAUCCUUUACUUACAAAGAAAACAACUGCAGUAGAGAAUAAUCUCGCUGCUAAGCCCCACAGCAGCCCUGGGCGCGGCGCCACACUGGCAAACUAUGUUGCGGACGGUAGCAUUGAGCGGCACCGCUACCCGCACCUCCACGCCCACCUGGGGAACAGCGAGGAGGUGCUACAGGAGGUAGAGGAGCGACUCCUGGCCAGCCCACACAUCCCUGAGGAGUGGUGGAUCCUCGCGCCGCCUACCUGUCCCCACUACCGCGACGGACCUGAGCUCUGCCACGCCCCCUGUCCCACCCCCUGUCCCGCCGCCUGUCCCGCUCCAUGCCCUGCUGACUACGAUGGCCCGGUCUGUUUGGACCCUCGAUGUGCAGAGAACCCGGCUGACAGCGGUACUGAAGACUGUACACAGUUCCACGUGGACGUUGACCUGCACGUAGCAGAGGCGGGAGUGGAGGAGGCGGGCGAGGCGUGUGUGUUUGGAGGGUGCGAGUGUAAUUCCUCGGGCACCGCCACAGAGACGCCAGCAGCAGCAGAAGGCAGCAAUAUGUCACGUCCUCCUCACAAGGUGCCAUUGGAGAACUUGCCUGAUGUUGUGGAUAACUGCAGUGAGCGGGAGGAGUGUGUGGAUGGGGUGGUGAGGGUGGAGGGAGUGGAAGGGGGUGAGGUGCCGGCGGGUGGAGCGGGCGGUAGUCGUGGCGGCCUUGAUGACCAGCGAGUGAAUGGGGGGCCGAAAAGAAAGAGGCGCACAAUCUAUGUGUAGUAGGGUGACUCGCCACCUCUAGUGUGCUUGUAGUAGUGAAAGGCGCGAUGCUUAGCUUGGCUUUAUGAUUAGGAAUAUAAACUGGUUUUGUGGAAUGUAUUUUGAUAUAAUAGAAGGAAACAUGCCUUUUAAUUAAUGACUAAUUUGAUAGGAUAUGGAGUACGAAGUGAAUACAAUGACUGUCUGGUGCUUCUUUCAGGUUUCUUUAACUACACCAGGAGAACGAGAACAAUAGAAGUUGAGGCGCUUGUUUAACCCACACUGAGCUGCUUCACCGCCUGCCCCUCAAGACUUAUCAAUCUUAACAAACUACACAUACGUUAAGUUGGUUGAAGCUUCUGUCCUUAUGAUUUCACUCUUCCAUCUUUCUUAAGCCAAUACCUUUAAUAUCUGUGCUUCUUGACAUGGCUGCUUGCAUUUUACCCAGCUUUUGAAGAACAUCUAGAACACUGGAAAGUGGCAGGCACCAGCUAGCUAUCUUUGAGCAGUUAUUGAUGAGGUAACGAAGCUUAUGUGUUCAUGCAGUGUCUGUGUAUUUGCUGCUCUGUGUAUAGAUAAGAAACCAUCCAACUGAAGAUACGUGUAUGGAAAGUGCUUAGUGUUCACCGCUUUUGUAUUGGUUGGGUGACGUGUGAUGCUGCCGCUGUGUUGUUCGAUAUAUUGUUUCGCGUUGUAGAGAGUUAAGUCUUUGCAAGCGAGGAAGAGGAUGAUAUACUGGGACGCCGGUGUGUGUGUGUGUACGUGGUCCUUCCAGCUAAAUUCAAGUAGUCCUCCUUGAACGUCAGUCCAUCCAUCGCCAUCCAUAUACUACAGUACACUUAUGUCCAAGUGGUUGUCUUAUCUCCUGGAGGUGGUGGCGGAGAGUGAACAGGCAGAAGAGUGACGGGUGCAGAUCAAGACGGAAUGAAGUGUCGACAGAGAAUUAGUGCUGAAUCGGGAGCGACAGAGAGCAGCAAUGUUCCAGGAAAGACCACACUACCAGCUACACACCAUCAGAUCUUCGCUUCUUCAUAACGCCGAGUACUAAAGACUGCUGUACAAGUCGAGAGAUUUCUCUGAAUGAAGGUGGAGUUUUAAAGAACAGUGAACGCAUUGCCAAUGAGAAAAGGAGGAUCUGUAAAGUGAUUAAAAAGACAGAGUACUAGAAGGUAUGUAUAAUUUGCGUGCCACCAGUCCUUAUCAGAAUACAAUUGUCGAGCUUAGAAGUACCAGGUACCGAAGUGCCUGUCAUGUGACGUCGGCGACCAUGGAACGCCAUCCUCCUCUAUUUUCAACCAAUCUAACCAGAUCCACAAUUGUCCAGCCAUCACCGACGUGUUCCAGCAAUGUGUCCAUAAACUUGACUCUGUCUUCCUCUUGCUCUGGUUCCUUCUACUCUCCCCAACAAGCAUUCUCUCUCCAGUCCAUGUCCUCUCAGUAUAUGGCCUACAAGAUUUAGCUGUCUCCUGAUACUAUUCACCAGUGUUCUUUCCAUUUCUGCUCUUCUCAAUACUUCUUCAUUAGUGAUCCGCGCAGUCCAAGGGAUUCUCAGCAUUCUUCGUAUGAACCACAUUUCUACUGCUUUUAACCUUUUGAUCAUGUUCUUUAUUGUCCAUGUCUCACAGCCAUACGUUAAUGUGGACCAUACAUAGCACUUGAGUAUACGUUGUCUUAGAGUUAUAUUCAUGCUAAUAUUGGUCAAUAUCUUUCUUAAGUGUCUGAAAGUUGUUUUUGCUAUUCCAAUUCUUUUUAUUUAAUUUUCACAAUUUGCCUUUUCUGUGAUAGUACUUCCUAGAUAUUUAAAAAUGUCUAGUUGUUUGAUUAUUUGUCCCUGGUUUAUAAAUUUGAAUUCGCAA
Portunus trituberculatus (swimming crab) is the source of this 5294-nucleotide messenger RNA. RefSeq names its product glutamate [NMDA] receptor subunit 1-like. Gene Ontology annotation, biological process: ionotropic glutamate receptor signaling pathway; monoatomic ion transport; chemical synaptic transmission. Gene Ontology annotation, cellular component: NMDA selective glutamate receptor complex; synapse; plasma membrane. Gene Ontology annotation, molecular function: NMDA glutamate receptor activity. The transcript has 21 exons. The coding region runs from base 1 to 3459 and encodes 1152 amino acids. The record is from RefSeq and is a predicted model, not a curated record. Lineage: Eukaryota; Metazoa; Arthropoda; Malacostraca; Decapoda; Portunidae.